Messenger RNA from Myxocyprinus asiaticus (Chinese sucker), 5169 nucleotides. Its product is annotated as tyrosine-protein kinase Mer-like. Gene Ontology annotation, biological process: phagocytosis; positive regulation of kinase activity; protein phosphorylation. The transcript is spliced from 20 exons. Gene Ontology annotation, molecular function: ATP binding; transmembrane receptor protein tyrosine kinase activity; protein binding. Gene Ontology annotation, cellular component: signaling receptor complex. The record is from RefSeq and is a predicted model, not a curated record. Lineage: Eukaryota; Metazoa; Chordata; Actinopteri; Cypriniformes; Catostomidae. Bases 384 to 3014 code for a protein of 876 amino acids.
GGUGACCGAAAACAGAAGGGAAAAGAUGUUUUUUGAUCAGGACGCAAUCUACUUCAUGUGUCUGAUGUAGAUCUGACAAACAUUUACGAAGGAAGUUUUGCUGGUAUUUAAAAAAAAAUAAAUAAAAAAAAAAAAAAAAAGAAGAAGAAGAGAAAACGUGAUGGUGUUUAUUUCAGGCAAAAGUUUCUUGGCAAUGUUGCGGUUUUUAACUCCGCUGCUCGUCGGAUUGUUUUCACAGUCAAUACGAAUGACAACUGAAAGAAAGUCAUACACACUUGGGAUAUCACGAGGCUGCCAAUAGGAAUCAUCCACUAGCUGUUGUCCAUCAGGGAGGUUCUCCUCAUUGGGCGAGACAUGGGCACUCUUUCCGACCAACACGGGCAAUGCAACCUCUGAUUGUACCGGCUCAAGCCCCGAGUGUCGACAUAACACAGGAGAAGCUCCAAAAACUAUGCUUCAAACCGACGGUGGGCCCUAUCCAGCAGUCAGAGGGGAAAGAAGUCAGAUUUAACUGCUCCGUAGACAUCAGUGAUGUGAGCCUGGACCUGAAUAUUCUGUGGUUUAGGAAUGGAAAAGAAAUCCUUGAUAGCACGCAGUCACAGGUAUUCACUCAUGGGACUGGCAUCUUGUUGUCCACUUUAAGCAUAAGCAGUGUCCAGAGAGCAGAUGCUGGCGAGUAUCACUGCCGGCUCAGUGUCAGCAACAAGAUCAUUGAGUCAAAUCCCAUCUUUUUAGAGGUAGAGGGCCUACCCACUUUCACCAUACAGCCGAGUGAUGUAAACAUCACAAGAAACACUCCCUUCACUUUGACCUGUGAGGCAGUCGGUCCUCCAAACCCUGUUACUAUCAUGUGGCUUCAUAAGGGCAAGAGAUUUCUAGAACGCAAUGAGUCGUCCAGCACCAUUACCGUUGAAGGUGUUGUUAAACCAACCCACUACAGCUGUGAAGCUCACAAUGAGAAAGGCCUUACAGUAUCCAGAGAGGCUCACAUCAAUAUCAAAGAGCUUCCUGACAAAGUGUCUGAAGUCACUGUAGUCAAACGUGAGGCCAACAAACUCAUCUUGAGCUGGACACCAGGACACGAUGGCUUCUCUCCUCUGAGCACCUGCUUAAUCACGGUACGAGAGCUUGGUCGGGAGUCGGCCCACCCCACUAUCGUUCCUCCGUUCCAGUAUGAGAUCAGCAACCUCAGGGCCAUGACCUGGUACAAUAUGUGUGUGUCCUGCACCAAUGAGAUCGGCUCGUCUCCGCCCAGUGCCUGGGUCCAGAGCAACACCACAGAGGGGGUCCCAUCAGAGGCCCCCCAAAACCUGACAGUUCAUAUCAACAAUUCCAUGUUGAUGAUCCGCUGGGAAGCUCCGCCCCCUGACAAGCUAAAUGGAAUCUUGCAAGGGUAUGAUGUCACUGUCAAACAUGGGACACAUACCAACAAGAUUCACAGCAUGAAUACAGAGGCCGCAGUGACUCUGCAGGUGUUUAACACCUCUUACAGUGUGGAGGUUGUGGCUUGCACUCAGACCGGUUGUGGGAUUAAAAAAUCACGCUACUGGCUCUUCAUAUCAGACAGUGAAUCUCCAGAGUCUCCAUCCACUACUCCAGUUCCCAAUCGCCAAGACUCUGCAUACAUCGUGCUUGGAGUGGUUUGCGGUUUCUGUCUUUUGAUUAUUGUGAUGUUCGUGGCCAUGUGGUUGCGCAAUCACUCUUAUUUGCAGUUUUUAUGUGGUACUGAUGACAAACUUAUAUCGAUCGAGUACAAGCCUCAGAGGUCCUAUAACCGCUCAGCCAUUGAAAUCACACUUGCCAGUUUGGGCAUCAGCAGUGAGCUACAGACCAAACUCAAAGACGUGAUGAUCCUUAGGAACCUGCUGUCCAUCGGGAAAGUCCUAGGAGAAGGUGAGUUUGGAUCGGUGAUGGAGGGGCAUCUGAGACAACCCGAUGGAACCAGUGAGAAAGUUGCUGUGAAGACCAUGAAAUUGGAUAACUUCUCUCAGAGAGAGAUUGAAGAGUUUUUGAAUGAGGCAGCUUGCAUGAAGGAUUUUCAGCACCGGAAUGUCAUCAGACUCUUGGGUGUGUGUUUGGAGGUGGGCUCAGGACACUUUCCCAAGCCAAUGGUUGUGCUCCCCUUCAUGAAGUAUGGAGACCUGCACAGCUUCCUGCUCCGAUCCCGUCUCAGAGACAGCCCUGCCGAUCUCCCUAUACAGAUGCUACUGAAGUUUAUGAUUGACAUCGCGUUGGGAAUGGAGUAUCUCAGCAACAGAAACUUCCUUCACCGCGACCUUGCAGCACGCAACUGCAUGUUGCGUGAUGACAUGAGUGUGUGUGUUGCUGACUUUGGUCUGUCUAAGAAGAUCUACAGUGGCGAUUAUUAUAGACAGGGCAGGAUCGCAAAGAUGCCCGUCAAAUGGAUCGCUGUGGAAAGCCUCGCUGACAGAGUCUUCACUGUCAAAAGUGAUGUGUGGGCGUUUGGAGUGACUAUGUGGGAAAUAGCCACCCGAGGCAUGAACCCGUACCCUGGUGUGCAAAACCAUGAAAUUUAUGAUUAUCUCCUUGAGGGCAACCGACUGAAACAACCAAACGACUGUCUUAAUGAACUGUACGACAUCAUGUUCAAUUGCUGGAGCGCUGACCCGGUGGACCGACCUGACUUUACACAGGUGCGAGAGAGGCUGGAGAAUCUAGCAGAGAAGCUUCCCGCGGUGUCCAACAGGAGAGACAUCAUCUACAUCAACACCAGCUUCACUGAGGAAGAAUCAAUAACUGAUGUGGCUGCGGAGAGACCUGUCCUUAUCUCAGCUCCCUCCUGUAGCCGUCAAACCAUGGACACAUCUGUCGUGACCGCAGACGUUCACGAGAGUACGGAUGCUGAGGGAGAUGACCGUUACGUUGUUGUCUUGUCCUCUGGGGAACAAGCGAUGAUGGGUGCGAGCAGUGCUGUUGAUACACCACUGUUGGAUCACGGACUCUUGGAAGGGGCAGUGUGGAAACAAUCUAGCGACACAAGACUUUUGCUCUGAAGAAGAGAUGUGAGAUGGGAAGAAUGAUGAAAUGCAUCAGAACAUUGACUCUUUGAGAAUUGGCUCAACUAAUUUUUUUUUGCGGUGUUCAACUUAAAGGUGGAGUUUCAGCGCCCCUAGUGUCACUAAACGGAAUUGCAAAUAUAAUGUUUUCAAACAGGUUUCCCAAACAUUCUCCCCUUUUUUCAUUGAUCUGACAAACAUGAUAGUGACAAAUGUGACAGUGCCACAGAACCACAGUGUUUACGCUUUUCGGGGGAGUCUUUUUCGGGGAAGUCUGAACAGCAUAACAUGCAUAAAAUUAUUAUUUUACAAACCUGAUCCGAAACAGAUUUGAAUAAAAAAAAAAUGUAUUGCGAAAGAAUUCCACAUAUCAUUUGGUUGUUUAUUGUUGGGACAGCAAGAAAACACAUUAAAUCGGAUUUUUAUGUAUAAACAAGAUUCAAAACAAUUUUUGAUACAAAUUUUAACAGCGAAAAAAUUACACACAUUAUUUGAUUGAUUAUAGUUGGGAUAGCAAAAAAGCAUGAAAUUAGAUUUUUACAAACCUGAUUUAAAUCAGAUUUGGAUCCAGAGUUUAACAGCAAAAAACGUACAUGCAUCAUUUUGUUGUUUAUAGUCGGGACACCAAAAAAAGCAUGAAAUUUGAUUUUUACAGUCCCGACUGAAAUAAGAUUUGUAUACAUUUUAACAGCGAAAAAAAUUACACACAUCAUCUGGUUGUUUAUAGUUGGGAUAGCAAAAAAAGCAUGAAAUUGGAUUUAACAAGCCUGAUUAAAAUCAAAUUUGUGUACAAAUUUUAACAACAAAGAAAUGACAUAAUUUAGUUGUUUAUAGUGAGGACAGUACAGGAAAUUGUAAUUUUUCCAUCCUCUCUUCAACACUGACAGCAAACUCUCAGUUGUCGAUAAAGAAAUUCGCCCAUCUUGCAUCCUGCUCAUUACUGUGUCGUUGCUAUGGCAACCGAUAUAAAUUUGACCAGAUAUUGACUACACUUUCUGUACAAACAGACCCGAUUUAAUCACUUUCACAAUGACAGUAUGGACAGUCGAUCCUAAAGAUUGUAUUUGAAAACAAAUUUGAAGCCCCUCUUCUUCCCUCAUGCAAAAUUUUACCUCUGAGAGUAUUUCACAGUGCUCACAAUGGAAACAGAACGGAUAUGUCACCCACCUGAUGAACUCUGUUUAAAGCCACAUUUACUGUGGAGUUCUUUGCCUUAAUGUAUGUUAAUGCACAGGACCCCAAAACUGUGAUACUGCAGUUUUUAGAAAUGAAUAAGAGACUGUUCCCUUUUUGUAAUAUAAUGUAAUUGUCUUUGUAAUGUGAUUAAAAUGUUAGUUUUAUUAUUAUUAUUAUUAUUAUUAUGCUUUUUGUGAUCUUUGAUUUAGAAAAUAAUUUUGUACAAAGUAUCCAGUUUGUAUAUUAGAAGUGCAUUUUGUAAAUAUAGUUGAUCUUUUAUAUUUUAACUUCUUUAGGGAAAUCUAUGAUGGAAGUGUUCGGAUGUUAUAUGAAGUAUUCUUUACCUUUGAGGUACACUAGCAGUGUCACUAUUUAUUUGUGAUUGUUAUAAAAGUGUAUAACUAAUUACAGGUAUUAUGAAGAAUAUCUUACUAAAUACUGCUUACAAAAUAGGCCUAUAUGUGCUACUACUACACAAAAUGUGUACAGUGGGUAUGGAUUAAUAAUUUCAUUAGAUUUAUUUCAACAGUACAAAAUAUUAAAUUAUAUGUCUAUCUUUCAAAGACUCAUUUUCAUUUGUCAAAUUAAAUAUGGCAGCUGCCCUGAACCAUGCUUGUUUACUUUCGUAGUACUUUUUUUUCCACAUACGCCUUUCAUCUUCUUUUUUCUUUUUCUUUCUUUUUUUUCUUUUUAAAUCUAAAAUUUACUUGCCAUAUGAACAUAUGACCUUCUAUUCAUAAAUGUGAUGACAACAUUUGACAUUGUAUUUACUACCCAUGACUGAAAGGGAAGAGGGCACUGUCAGUGCAGGGACAAACCAAGGUUAAGUUUACCUCUGUGGAACAUCUAAAGGGUUUAUAUUUUGUUUUCAUUUUCAUUUUUCCAUAAAAGAUUUGCUUGUAACAUAAAUAAACAUUAUUUUACAUUUUCUUAACCUUCUUCCCAAUCUUAUUUACAUCUGAUCAGGGAUACAAAA